Messenger RNA from Plasmodium gallinaceum, 14928 nucleotides. Its product is annotated as phd finger protein, putative. The record is from RefSeq and is a predicted model, not a curated record. Lineage: Eukaryota; Apicomplexa; Aconoidasida; Haemosporida; Plasmodiidae. The transcript has a single exon. The coding region runs from base 1 to 14928 and encodes 4975 amino acids.
AUGGACAUUAAAACAACAAAAAAAAGUUAUCUAGAUAUUUUAAAAUAUUAUAGCAAAGAUGAAUUUCGCAAUGAAUACAUUUUUCAUAAUAACAUAAAUCAAGAAACACAGAAUGACUCUUAUAAUGAAGAUGAGCACUCCUCGCUAAAUAUAAAUGUAGAAUUGUUUUUUUCUUUGUUGUUUUCUAAUAAAAGUAAUUAUUUUUAUAAUAUAAAUGAUAAAUACUUUAAUGAAAAUAUUUAUAAAAAAGAAUUAGAAAAUUUUGAAGAAAAAUUAAUAACUAAGUUAAAAAAAGAAAAAAAGCAGAAAACAAAAAAUACAAAGAAACAACAUCUUUUCUUAAACAAUGGAUAUAAAAAAAUUGAACAUUAUUUUUUUAGUAAUAAGAAAAAUAAAACAUGCACUAUAUGUUUAAUUAAUAACGAUUCUGAAUACCUUGAAAAGUGUAAAAGUUGUUCUUUGUAUUUCCAUGCAUACUGUUAUAAAACAUUUUGUGAUAGUUUUAAUUUAAAUAAUUUUAUUUGUGAUGUAUGUUUAGAAUCUAACAAUUAUAAAGAAUCUAGAAAUGAUAGAAAAUGUUUAGAUGAUAAUUAUAAUAUAUAUCAUUUUGCAUACUUAAAUGAUGAUAAUAGGAAAGAAAAAAUUAACGAAGUAAACAUAAAUAAAAACAAAGAAACAUAUAGUUAUUUAAAAAAAAUUAAUAAAUAUAUGAGUGAUAAUGAAUUAAAUUAUAAGAUUUAUAAAAAAGGAAAAAAAUUAAAAUAUCUAAUUAGAAAAAAAUGUGUUAAAAACUUUAAUAAUGGAUAUCAAUCGGAAACUAUUUCUAAUCGUAGAAAUUUUACCUUAUCACAAUAUUAUUACGAAAAUGAUGUAAAAGUAAAAAAACAUGAAAAAUUUAAUAAUACUAAAAUAUUGAAUAAUUACAAUAACACUUCCAUUAAUCACAUUCAUAAAAAAAUAAAAACAUUUAAAGAAGAUUGUAAAGAAGAAAUUAAGUGUGGCAUAUGUGAAAAGACAAAUAAAAAUGUAAUUAUGAAAAAGAAACAAAAAAAUCUUUGGUUUCAUUUGUGUUGCUUAUAUUAUAAUGAUAUUACAAAAAACAAUUCAAUGCUGCACAUUUACUUUGAAUAUUUUUUUUUUAAUCAUUAUAACGAAGAUUAUUUUAUAAAUUUAUAUGAUAACUUAAAAUCAGUAAAUGAUAUUAUAAUAAAAAAAAUUAAAACAGAAUUGUCAAAUAAUUUUAAUAUAAUAACUAAUAAUCAUUCUUUUAAUUUUUUGAUGAAUCCAUAUUAUUAUAAUUUAACAAUAAAGCAAAUUAAGAAUUUAAUAUAUUAUAAUUUUAUUUUAAAUAAUAAUACAUUAAACCAAAAUUAUUACAAUUUAAAUAACGAAUUGAAUUAUAACACUAAUUAUAAUAAAGGAAAUGAUAAGGUAUGUUGUAGCUUGAAUGAUAAUAACGUUUUAAAAAAUAUUACUACAUGUAAUCUUAAUUAUUUACAUAACGAUAUAUCAAAUAUAAAUAAAGGAAUAACAUCCAAUUAUAGUAACAAUAAUAAAGAAUUUCUGCAAGAAAAAAUAAAUGAAGAUAAAAAAAAAAAAGGAAAUUUAACAAAUGAAGGUGAGUAUAACUUACAAAACAAUAAAGAAAAAAAUUUUAUAUAUUGUAGUGACAUAAAUAAUUAUAAUAUAAUAAGUGAAGAAAAUUAUUUUAUGAAUGAUAUAUUAUAUAUUACAAAUAAUCAUACUAAAAACGAAAUAAAUUUAAGUAUAACUAAGCAAAAUGAUUAUAAUAAUCUAUUCAAAGAAAUAGAACAGCUAAUAUAUAAAAGAGAUUUUAUUAAUUUAAAGAUAUUAAAACAAAUAAAAGAGAAAAUUAUAGAAGUUAUAAAAAAUAAUAGUAAGCAAAUUUGUGUUUUUUGUAAAAAAUCUAAUGGAAUAAAAAGUAAAUGUAUGUUCCCUUCAUGUUCUACAUAUUUUCAUAUUUAUUGCUAUUAUAAUAAAUUUUUGGAAAAUUGUAAGAAAAUAAAAAAGUUAUAUAUUAAAAACAACUUAAAAGAUUCUAAUUUUUAUAUAGUUAGAAGAAAAAAUAACAAAAUUAACAUUUUUCAAAAAUGUAAUAAAAUUAUAAAGAAAAAAAAGCAUUUACAUAACUAUAAUAGCAAAAUUAAUAGAGAUAUAUAUUCUUUCAAUAAUUCUAAUAAAGAAUCAUUGGGAUAUAAAAAAAAAUACAUAAAAAAUGAAGAUUUAAACAAAAAUAACAACUUAAUUACUAUUAAUAAUAAUUUAUAUUCCAGAGAUUUAAGAAAAAUAAAUAACCAUACUAUUCAAAAGAAAUUAAAUAACUCCAAAGCUUGUAAUUUUCUUCAAAAAAUAAAAAAGGAUCAUAUUAAUGAUAAUAAUAUAUCACAUAACUCAGACAAAAAAUAUAUUUGGUGCCAGAAUAAUUACAAAAAAAGUGAAAACAAAGAUGAACUAAAAUUAAAUUACCUUCAUUAUUUUUCUCACAAAAACAUACCUGACAAAAAUAAUGAAAAUUUAAAAAGGGGAAAUGAUUCUUAUAAUACUUUAACAAUUAAAAAGGAAGAAUGUUACAAUAAUAAAAAUUGCAUAUACAUGAAAGAAAAUAAAGAAAAAAAAGAAUCUAUAUAUAUAAAUUUAAAUAAGAAAUAUAAAUAUAAUGUUGAUAUAGAUAAAAAAAAAGAAAAAAAUCAUUUUUUAUAUUCAAAUAAAUUGCAUAAAAAAAAAUUGGAUUUAUUAUAUGAUUAUAAAUAUAAUAUUAUAGAAAAAAUGGACAACAUUAAAUAUAAUACAGAGUUUGAAAAAGAGGUUACACUUGAAAACGAUUUUAAUAAAAAUAGUGAAAAAACAUUAUUUCAAUGGGAAAAAAAAAAUACGUAUAAAAGGAAAUUAAGUGAUGAAACGAAAUAUAAUAAUAAAAACAAAAACUAUGAUUCAUUCAAUGAUUGUAACAAAAUAAUGAAUGAAGACAAUCUAUCAUCAACUGAUUUUUCUUUCCCAAAUUCUAAUGAAAAAAAUAUUUAUCUAUCAAAUUUAAAUAAAGUUAAUGAAAAAUCAUCUUCUGCAUCGUCAUUAUGUUCAUCAUCUAUUUCUACAAAGUAUUUUUCAUCAUCAAUUCUAACUAAUAAAUCAUCUGUUAAAUCUUUUUCUUUUUCUUCAAAAUCAUCUUAUUCAUCUCUUCAUUCAUCAACAGUUCCUUCGUCGUCAUCUUCAUCUUCAUCGUUUGAUUCUUCAUCUUAUCAUUCAAACUCUUAUUCCUAUACAUCUUCUUCCUAUCCAACUUCUUCAUCUUUUGUAUCUUACACAUAUUCUGACCUUAACAGUUCAUCAUAUAACUCUCAAUAUUCAGAUAUAUCUUCAUGUGAAGAGAGUUUUCCAUAUUAUAAAACAAAACUACAAUUAAGUAGCUUAAAUAAUAGAUACAAUAAUUUGAAAAAAACAAAAACUUAUGAACAAAAUGAAAUAAAGAAUAUGAAUUAUGAGGAAAAUAAUAAUUUUUUCUCAAAUGGAUUAUUAACAUGCAAUUUAGAAAAUGUAAAUAAUAAUAAUGUAUAUAUAAACACAAUUAAAUUAACCAUGUGCCCAUUACAUAACAAUGAAACUGAUAUAAGAACUGUUAUGAGUUUAAAAAUGAAUGCUUUAGAUAAUAAAAAAUAUAAUAACUUAAAUAAUAUAUUCUAUUAUUAUUACAAUUCCUUUUUGCAUUCGCUUUUUUUUUCAAAUAAAUAUAUUCAUAUAAUGAAAGAAGAGGAAGCAGAAGAAGAAAAAAUAAAUGAUUUAAAAAAUCAACAACACAUAAAAGAACAAGAAGAAGAGAAAAAAAAAGAUUAUGAUAAUGUUGAAGAAAAUAAUUAUUACAUAGAAGGUGAAAAAAAAAAACAAGGUUACAUUAAUAAAAGAAAAUAUAACAUUAAAUAUGAUAAGAAAAAAAACAGUAACACCAACAUAGUGAAUGAUAACAAAAAUAUUAAUGAAACGAAUCUUAUGAAUGGUAUUCAAAUAGAUAAGUUUUGUAAAAAAAGAAAAAAAAAAAAAUUAAAUAAUUUAUAUUCAUACAGUUCAGAUAAAAUGAAGAACGAUGAGCAAAGUAGUAAUUUUUUAAAAAAAAAAAAAAAUGUAAAAAAUGAAUUCAAUAUAAAAAAUCACCAGAAGUUGAAUAGUAUAAAAAGUGAACAUGAAAAAAAUGUAAUUAAUGAUGAUGUAUCAUAUAGUAAUCAAAAAUUAGAAAAAUUGGAAAUUAAUACUAAUAAAAGAAAAAAAAUAUAUAAAAAAGAGGAAAACAAAAAUAUAAAUGAUAUAAAAUUAUUGGAGAAAGAUUUUAAUAUUAAAAAGGAAGAUACAUAUAGUAAUAUCGUGAAUGAAAAUUUUAAAGGAGAUAAUAGAUUAAACAAAAAAAUAAAAAAGAAAAAAAAUCAGAAUAUAAUAAAAGACACAAUAAUAAAAAAUGAAGAGAAUUAUGAAAAAGAAAAAAAGGAAAAAGAAAAAGAAAAUGAAAAUGAAAAAAAAGAAAAAGAAAAAGAAAAUGAAAAUGAAAAAAAAGAAAAAGAAAAUGAAAAAGAAAAAGAAGAAAAAGAAAAUGAAAAUGAAAAUGAAAAUGAAAAAAUUAAAAUAAAUAAAUAUGAUGAAAUAGGUAAAAAUGGCAAUGAGAAACCUGAAAAUGUAGAGGAUAUAUAUAUAAAUGAAAGUAAUAAAAAAAAUUUACAAUCAUUCAUAAAGUAUAUUGAUAAAAUUAUUGAAAAUGUUGAAACAAGCUCAAUUAUUAAAAACAAUAUAUGUGAAGGUAUAUAUUAUUUGAGGCAACAAAAUGGAUUAAAUAUUUUUCAAAAAUUCAAUGGGCGCUUUAAGAAACAGUUAAAAAUUCAAAAUAAAAAAAAAAAGAAAAAAAAGAGAAAAAAAAACCUAGGUGAAAUAAAUAUUAUGAGAAAAAUAAAUGUUGACAUUCAAAAAGGAAGUAAACAAAAAAAUAAUAAUACAGAUUUGAAAAAAAAGGUUAAUAUAAACAAAUAUUCCUAUUUAUUUUAUAGACUACCUUUAUUUAUUUUUGGACAAAAAUAUGUGAAUGAUGCAGAUAAUUUAAAAAGCAUUUAUCAUAUUAAAAAUUUUUUUCAACACAGAUGUGAAUUUGAUACUUCAAGUAAUAUCUUAUCGGUUAUUGAAUUAUUAAAAAGCUAUUCCAAUCAUAAAAUGUUUAAAAAAAGCGUUAUUUUAUCAAAUAAAACACUAAAUGAUAAAGAAGAAAAAAGUAAAAUUAAUCAUAAUAAUAUAAAAUUAUUAGAUAAUAAUGAAAAUGAAAUGAAUAAUUUAUAUAAUUUUAAAAUUAAUUCGGAAAAUAACAACACAUUUACAAGCUGUAAUAAGGAAAUAGAUUUACAUAAGGAAAAGAUGUAUUCCGAUGAAAUUUUUUAUUCGGUGAAAAAAAUUAAAAAUGAUAAUACAUAUUUAAAUGAAAACAUUGAUAUGAAUUUGGGUAACUUAGAGAAUUUAUUUUUCCCUAAUAAAAAAAUUCAUGACAAUCCAUCUAACGAAACUGAUAUUGUCGUUAAAGAUAAGAAAUCGAUAAAAGCGGAUACUGAUAUAUUAAAUAAUAGAAAUUUUAUAAAUUGUGAUAAAUUGGAAAAUAAUGAAAACAAUAUUCAUAAUCAAAUUAAAUAUGAGUGUGAUCAAACUCCACGUACACCUAAUGAUGUUAAUUUGAGUAAAAAAUUAAAAGUAUGUAAGAAAAGAGAUAAUAAUUAUAACAUUUUUAACGAUACAUAUAAUAUUUAUGAAUAUGAUAAAAAUGAAGAUAUUGAUAACAAAAAUAUAAAGAUAAGAAAUGAUGAAUUGUGCAAAGAAACACUUUCACAUAAUAAAAGUUAUAAUAUAAUUUUUACGUUAUUCGAUAAUGGGAAUAAUAUAUAUCUUUUAAUAUAUGAAUCAGAGAAAGAUAAUAGAAAAAAAUGUUCAAAAAAUAAGCAAUUAAAAAAAAAUGAAUUUAAUAACAUUGAUUAUUUUUUCAAUGAGCUAUAUAAUAAUUUAUAUCUAAAGAACUCAUAUGGAAGUAUAAGUGCUAUUUUGGAGGAAAUUUUUUUAAAUAAUAUCAAUAAUAAUAAUUAUAAUAAUAAUAAUGAAAAAUUAAAUUAUUUAAAAAUUGAUGGAACUGUAUUAAAUAAAAACAUAUUACAAAAUAUUUUGAAGAAUUUUAAUUUAUUUGGUAUCUCAAAAAAUACAAGUAUAAAGCUAGUAAAUAUAUUUGAGUUAACUUAUUAUGACUACUUAUUUAUAAAAACACAUAAAUUUUUUUAUUCAAAAAAAGGUGUUAAAAUAUAUGAUAACUGUAAUAAUUUAUAUGAAAUAAAGAAUAGUGAAAAUGAAGGUAAUGAAAUUAAAAAUGAUGAAAGUGGAAAAUUAAAAAAUCAUUAUAAUUUAUUAUCGUACCAAUUAAAUCAAAUCAUAAAUGACAGAGAUAAAGAAAAUAAUAAUAUUUUAAAUAGAAAAAGCAUUAUUUCAAAUAAUAGUGACAUAAUAGAUAAAAAUAAGAAUUUAAAAGAUAACAAAGUAAAUAUUUCAUUGAACCAAAUAGUACCUAAUUUAAAUAACUUUGAUGAAAACAAUAUUAAUGUAGAUAUUUUUGAAAAUGCUAAAAAUAUAAAUAUAGAUGUAGAUACAAAUAAGAAUAUGCGAAUAAAUAAAAGUUAUAGUAAUAUUCAUAAUAAUAUGAAUUUAAAUAUAAGUUAUAAAAAUAAAAUUUUACAUAAAAAAAUAUCAAAAAAUAUAUAUAAAAAGAAAAACAAACAUAAAAAAGGAAAUAAAAAGUACUUUCAAAUUAUUAAUAGAACAUCAUCUCAAUUAAAUAGUGUAAAUAUAAAUAAUAAUAUUAAUAAUAGUAUUAAUUUUAUUAUAAAUGAAUAUAUAAAUAACAAAACUUAUGAUAAUGAUAUAAAAGAGUAUUUAAGCGAUGUUAUUAAGAAAUAUAACAAUUUUAGUAUAAUUAAUGAAGAAUCAGAAAAUAAAGGCAAUGUUGAUAAAAAUAAACUACUAUCAACUAAUUCUUUUAGUAACUUUGAUAUAUAUAAGUUAUUUUUGUUAGAUAAUAAUGAGUUAGGUUAUUUUAACAAUAAUGAAGAUAAAAAAAAAUAUUUAAAUGAUAUUUUUUUAAAUAAGAAUAUUCUUUUAAAUUUUAAAAAUUCGUUUGUUAAAAAUAAGCAAAUUGAGUUUUUUAAUAUGAAUAUAAAUAACAAAAAUUAUGAAGAAAUAGAUUAUAAUUUUUUUGAUAUUAAGAACAUUUUAUGCUUUGAAAAUAAUAGAAAUAAUUUUAUGAAAAAAAUAAAUAAACAUAAUGUUGAAGAGUUAGAAGCAAAUAGUUAUAUAAAUAAAAAUGAAGAAAUAAAUGAUAAUGAUGAAAUUAUGAAUGAAGAAAACAAAAACAUUAAGUUAUUAAAUUCUUUUAAUAUGUUAGAUGAAAAAAAUAUAAACGCAGAUAAAUGGGAUGUCAUAAAUAAUGAAAAAACUAGUUUAAUGAAUAACAAAGAUGAUCUAAAUUUUUCACUAAAUUGUUAUAAAACUAAUGAUACAUUAGAUAUUUUAAUAAAAAAUAAUAAUAAAUUUAAUUUUAAUUUCAUUAAAGAAGAGGAUUCCAAUGAAGCAUAUAAUGAUGUAAAAAAUAAUAUAAGCAAUAAAUUUUUGAAUAAUUUGAAAAGUAAUUUAAAAAAAGAAGAAAAAACAAAAUUUUAUGAUUAUUUUAAUGAGAACAUUUGUAAUGAAAAUUUCAAUAUGAUUAUUGAUAAUAGUUAUGAAAAAAUAAAAAAUUUAUAUGAUAAUCUAAAUGAAGAAAUUAUAAAAAAUAAAAUAAUUUUAAUAAGUAAAAUAAUUGAAGAAAACCACAUAUAUAAUUUAUCAGAUAUGCCAAUUUACGUAAAUUUUGUCUUUUAUAAAUAUUCUUGCGUUAAUAACUGGAAUAACUUAAUUCAUAAUUUGGAGGAUAGUUUUUUAAAAGAAGAAGCAUAUUUUUUUAAUUUAAAAAAUAAAAAUAAUAAAAGUAUUAAUGAUAGAGAGAAUUCUGAGAUUUUGUUAGAAUCUUCAAAUGAAAAUAAUACUAUAAGAAAUGAAAAAACGAAAUUAAAUUUUGUAUUUAACAAUGAUAAUAAAUAUGUUAAACAAAUAAAUGAAGAAAAUAAACGACAUAAUUUAGUAAGUAAUACAAAUAAUUAUGUUUAUAAUGAUGAAAAUGAUGAAAAUGAUAAGAAUAAUGAUAUAACUAUCAGUAAUAUUAGCACACUUAUUACUACUACUAAUAAUAUUAGCGUAAAAGCUAAUACUUCUACAUAUACCAAUAAUACUAGUACUACAACUGAUAAUAAUAAUUAUUUUAAUAAAAAGAACGAAAAUGAAACAAAAGAAAUACCUAAUAAUAUAAUUAUAAAUAAGAAUGAAACAAUGAAUAAUGCUAUAUGCAGUGUUUGUUUUAACACAGAAACUAACAACAUAAAUAUAUUAUUUAAAUGUAUAAGUUGCUCUAUUUAUAUUCAUAAAUAUUGUUACGGUAUAUAUCAAAAAAAUAAGAAUGAUGAUUUUUUAUGUGAUAAAUGUGUAAUUAGUAAAUCCUUUAAAAAAAAUGUACAAAAUGAAGAUUUAAAUAAAAACAUAGGAAUCAUUAAAAAAAAAAAAAAAUUUAAUGGCAAUAAUAAUAGUAACACUAAUAAAAAUAUAGAUGAAUAUAUCAAUAAUUUAAAUGAAAAUGAUAAGAAUCUAUAUGACAAUAGUAAUAAUUUUUGUGAUAAUAAAUAUGUAGAUGAUAAUAAAUCUUUUGAAAAUUUUAAUUGUUUUAUAUGUAAAAAAUAUGGGGGUGCUUUAAAAAAAACAACAUCAAAAUCAUUUGUUCAUAUUUUUUGUGUUUUAUUUUUUAUUUCACAUGUUUUUUGUUUAAAUAUUUAUAAUUUAAAUUAUUGGAAUAUUAAUAACUUGAGAUCUUUUGAAAAUAUAUGCUGUAUAUGUAACCAAAGCGGUUUUGUUAUCAAUUGUUGUUAUCACGAACAUUUUGAUAUAAAUAAUCUAAAUAAUACUAUUAAAAAUUCAUAUAUAAAAAAUAACAAAUGUAAUAAAUAUUUCCAUCCUCUUUGUGCAUAUUUAGAAGGGUACCAUAUGAAAGUUAAAAUAUAUGAUGAUAAGUUCAUCACAACAUUUUUUUAUGAUAAUUGUUUUUCACUUUUUAAAGUAACAACAUAUUGUAAUGAUCAUAUACCUCUUGGUGUAUAUGAAAAUAGAAGUGAAGUUAAAAAAAAAAGAAAUAAAUAUUACAUGAACAGUGAAUGUAUUCCUCUUUUUAGUUAUAAUGAAAAAACAUUAAAAAAAAAAGAUAUUAAUAUUAAUAGUCUUAAUAAGACAAAAUGUUUGUACAAUAAACAAAAUGAUAAUAGUAAGUCUCCUACAAAGUUUGAUAAUACUAUUUUAAAAACAGAGGAAUGUAAUAAAAAUAAUUUAAUAAUAGACAUAGAUAAUAGAAAUAAAAAUAAUGAAACAAAUAAUAACUUAAUUGUUUCGAAAAAUGAACAUAUAUAUAAUCAAGAAAAUUAUAAAAAAAUUACAGAGAAAUGUGGAAAUAAUGAAGAACAUAAGAAAAAUAAAAUAGAUCAAAUUAUUGAAAACGAUAAAGAUAAAAACCAAAAAUAUAUAAAUUAUCACAACAGAAACGAUAAAAUAAAUAAAAUUGAAGAAAUUCCUAAAAUGUUUUCUGAAAAAAAAGAAAAUAAUCAUAUUGAAAUGAUUAAAGUUAUAGAAAAUAGUAAAAAACAAGUGAAAAGUGAUAUGCUCUAUGAAGAAAAAAAUUAUGAAAAAAAUUAUGAAAAAUAUUUAGGAGAAGGAAUAAAUUUACCUAAUUUAAAAAAUAUAAAUAUCAAGUGUAUGAAUUCUUUUAACAAAUCAGAUGAAGUUAAGUGUAUAGAGGUAACAAAUAAUGUAAGUAAAUCAGAAAUAUCUAUAACAGAAAAUGCAAUGAUCAAAAAUUGCAAUGAUAAUAGAAGUAUUAUUAAUAUAUGUGAUAAAUCAUAUAAUUAUAAAUGUUAUGAACAAAAGUCACCCAUGCAUGAAAUAGAAAGUAAAUUAAUAAAUUAUGAUUUAUUAAAUAAUAAUAAAAAUACAUCUAACAACUUAUCAGAUAAUACUAAUACGAAUUCGAAAACAUUUAAGGAACAUAUAACAGAUAGUAAAAUGAAUAUUAAUUUUAAUGAAUUAGAAAAACUGAAAGAGAAAGAUACAAAAAAAUAUGAUACAAAUAAAACAGAUGUUAAUAUUAAAGUAACAGAUUAUUUAAAAACAGGCAAUAAUGCUUUAAAUUUUCAAGAUAAAAGGAAUAUUAUUAAUACCUCAAAUAAAAAUUAUACAACAAAUUCUUUGAACUUUAUAGAAAAUAAAAGUAAAUUAGAAAAUUUAUCAUUAUAUAAUAAUCCCUCUUUUAAACAUAUGGAAAUUAAUAAAGAGAGUAUACAAGAAGCCCAUGAAAAUUAUGAAUUAGUUAAAAAUAAUAUGAAAAAAGAUAAUUAUAAAUUAAAAUUAAAAAUUAACAUUAAUGACAUUUAUAGUUCCUAUAAAAAAUUGAUGAAAAACAAACAUAAUAAAUACGAAAUUGAUGACAUAAAAAGUAGAGAAAACUUUAGUAUAAUUAAAUCAAAGAAAGAAAAUAAGAAAAGUAAAUGUAUGUUAAUGAAGUUAGAAAACGAAAAUGAAAAAAUAAAAAAUUCACAUCCUAAUAAUUCCUUAAGUUAUAAUAAAAACAGAAAAAAAAUAGAGUUAGUAAAAAACGUUAUUGUUCAUAAAAAGGGAAAUACAUCUUAUUUAGAAGAAAAUAUGAGUAAUUUCAUAAAAAGUUAUAGUAUUGAUUCACAUCAUAAAAAUUUAAGAAGUAAUAUUUUUUCUUUAUAUUUUAUAAAUAAAAAUGCCAAUGAUUAUAAAAUGGUUAUAUGUUCAGCCUGCAAAAAUUUGAGAAAUGAGUAUUACCCUUCUGAACAAAAAAAUAAUAUAUUAAAUUUAUUAUAUUUUAAUUAUCAGUUUUUCCAAAGAAAAAACAAAAUAAAAAAAAGUAAAAAAGUAUAUUUUUUUAAUUAUUGUCAUAUUAAUGAUAGAAAAAAGGAAAUGCUUAAGUUAAUUAAUUUUAAAAUGUUAAUAGGAUGCGAAAAAUGUAGUUAUUUUAUAUUAGAAAAAAAUUUUCUUUUUCAUCUUAUUGAUAAAAAUUAUAUAUCUUACUGUGAUGACGCACUAGUUGUACAUAUGAACUUGAAUAUGAAGCAUUUAUAUGAUAAGAAAAAACUUAACGAAAAUGACAAAAUGCAUUAUAACUGCAUUUCAAACAAAAAUUUAGUGGAAGAUGAAGAAAAAGAAUAUUUUAAAAAUAAAUUAUUUGAAGAAAAGAAUGCAUAUAGAAAAAAUUAUGUUUCAAUUUCUUUUUUUAAAAAUUUUUCUGUAAUAAUUUUCACACCAAAAAUUUUAUUAAAAAAUAAAUUUUUGUUUAAAGAUACAAUUUUGAGAUAUUUAAUUUUUUAUAAUAAAUGUUAUGUUAAAAAAGGAGAGAGAUACUACUAUAAUACAUCUAUAAAAAGGAAUAAUAAAAAAGAAUUUAUUUGUAAUAUAUGUAAAAAAAAAAGUUACUCAUUAAUAAAAUGCUCUUUUGAAAAAUGUUACAGAGCUUUUCAUAUUAAUUGUAUAAAUAAAAAAAAGCAAUUUCAUAAAUUUUCAAUAGAAUUUAAUGCUGAAAAUACUUAUCAUAUUUAUUGUAAUUCACAUUGUUCAAAUACUAAGAAUUUAAAAAUUAAGUUAAAUUUAUUCAUACUUUUAAAAGUUUUAUUAAAAUUAAAUAAUCCUUUAAUAGAAUAUAUAAAAAAUAAAUUUUAUAAAAAUAACAUUUUUCUUAAUUAUAUAUUAAACUCAAAAUUUUUGUUAAAUUCACUGAAUAUAAAUGGAAAGAAAUAUGAUAAUAAAUUAUUAAAGGAAAAAUUAUAUUCAAGUAAAAAAGGAGAAGAUAUCAUUAAAAAUUAUGAUAAUGAUAAAAUGUAUUUAUCAAAUUAUAAACAGAAAAUUUCACCUGAUACAUUUAACUAUCAAAAAUUUGUAGAAGAUAAAAAUAUUUCAAAAGAAUUUACUAAUGAAAUAAGUAUGAAUUUUAGAAGAAAAUAUUUGAAAUCAGAAGAAAAUAAAAUUUUUAAAAUUAUAAAAAUAAAAAACAAAGAAUAUAAAAUUAUAAUGAUUUUUAAGUUUUUACAAAACUUAAUGAAUAGAAAUUCUUUAUUUAUAAAAUUCAUGAACGAUAAGUACUAUAAAGAAUUAAAAAAGAAUACUAUUCAUAAUAUUCUUUUAGAAAAAGUUGAGAUAUUUAAAUUAUUUCUUUAUUCAUUAAUAUUUUCUAUAUUAUAUCCCAAAAAUAUGAUAUUUAAAAUAAUGAAUUGUAAUUAUUCCAAUAUUUUAAAAAAUUGUGAUUCAGUUGUUUAUAACUUUUAUUAUUUUGUUUUAAAUUAUUAUAAACUUAUUAAAAAGAAAUUUUUUCAAAAAAUUAAUAUUUUUAAUAACUUUCAUGCUAAUAUAAAUGAAAAUUUAGAAGGAUGUAACUUAAAUAAAUACUUGGAAAAUUUUCACAAAAAAAAUGUAGUAAAUAAUGUUAAAGAGGAAAAAUUUAAAGAUAUUAACAAAUUAGAAAAAAUGAAAAAAAAUUCAAGUAAAAAAAAAAAUUAUAUAAACGAAAAUUAUAUUUCAAAUGUAAUUACAAAUACAGAGAAGGUAAACUUAAGUUCAGAUUUUAAAAUGAAAAAAAAUAUAAAUAAAAAAAAAGAAUUAAAUUUAAGUAUAUUAAAACAUGACAGAUUUUAUUCUGACAUUUUAGAAAAAAAAAAAAAAAUAAUAGAAGAACUUAAAAACUUAUUUAUAUACGAAAAAAGAAAAAAAAAGGAUGAACCUCUUUUUACGUUCCAUAACUAUGAAAAAAAAAAUAAAACAAUUCUAAAAAAUAACAAAAGUUGUUAUUAUAUAAAAGAAGAGGAAACCAAUUUAAAAAAUAUUUCCAUUGAAAAAACAAAAAGUGAAAACCAAGAAAAUUAUCAUAAAGAAGAUAUUAAAAAAAAUUUUACUAAUAUAUUAUUUGAGGAAAAAAAAAUUAUAAAAAAUGAAAAAAUCAAUAGUGACAAUUCUUUAUUAGAAAAAAAGAAAAAUGAAGAAAAACAUAUUAUUUUAAAUGAAUGCGAUAAAAAAAAGGGAUUAUAUUGCGAUGAAAAUGAUAAAGAAGAUGAAAUAAAUUUAAAUGAAUAUAACGAAAAAAAGAAAAUAAAUUUAAAUGAUUUUGAUAAAAAUAAACUAACAUUAAAGGAAAAUAUGAAAAAGAAUGAUGAAGGAAAUAUAAAGGAAUGGAAUAAAAAAAAAGUAAAAGAUUUAAAUGGAAAUAUUAAAAAGACAGAAAAUUCUAUUAAAAAUGAUAAGAAAAGGAAAAGAAAUUUUCAUGAAAAUAAUAAUAUGAAGAUAUCGAUUAUCAAUAUAAAUUCAGAAAAAAAGGAAGAUAAAGUAGAUAGUAUAUUGGUAAAUUGUUAUGAAAAAUAUAAUAAUGAUUUAAAAUUCAAUGGUAAUAAUAAAAUACAAGAAAAUUUUUUAUCUAAUAAAGAAAAAAAAAUAAAAAAUAAAAGAAAAGGUUCUAAUUAUGAUUAUAAUAAGAGUAAUAGUAUAAGUGAUAAUGAAUGCAAAAAUUCUACAAAUUCUAGUAACGAUGUUCUCAUGGAUAAAAAUAUAAAAUAUAAAAAAAGAAAAAAAAAUUCUUUAGGUAAUGAGAAAAAUAAUCAAAAAUGUGAAAUGUCGUGCUUAUCUAACGAAAAAAAAAAGGAAAUUCUAAAUAAAAAUAGUUGCAUUAAAUCAAAUAAUUGUGCAAAUUUUAAUCUUCAAAAUAGUGAUAAUAUAACAAAUAAAUAUAGAAUAAUUAAUGAAGAGGAAAAAAAUAAAAUUAAAAACGAAGAAGGAAGUUUAGCAGAUGAUUAUAAAGAAUACAAUGCAAAUAAUAACAAAUCGAAGAAAGAAAAAUAUACUUAUAAAAAUAUAACACCACUUAUGAAAUCAUAUGAAAAAAAUAUAAAUCACAACAAAAUUAAUAUGAAAGAUGAAAAUAGCAAGGAAAACAUAUCAAAAAAAAGAAAUGAUAUAGAAUUAAAAAUGCAAAGAAAGAUAAAAUAUAAAUGUAAUAAUAAAAAAAAAAUCUAUAAAUUAAAUUAUACAAAAAAUAAAAGUAAAUCAAACACAGAAAAUAUUAUAAUGAAUACAAUGAUUAGCAAGAAAAAAAAAAAAUUAAAUGAAAAUCAUAAGAAAAUAGAUGAAGUUAAUGUAAAAGUGGAUGAGAGUAAUAUAAAAAUAGAUAAAUAUAAUUUUAAAUUAAAAGAAACAAAUAACAAAGAUCAUAAAGAAAAUAGUAAAAUAGAUGAACUGAAAGACAAAACGAGUGAAUGUUGUGAAGUUGAUGAAAAUAAUAACGAAAUUGAUAAGAGUAAGGAUAAUAAUAAUAAUGAAAAUAACCAACUGGACAAAAACUAUAGAAUAAUAAAUAAGUCAUACAAACCUCCAAAAAUUUCUAUUAAACAUAUUGAAGAAAAAAAAGAUGAAAAUGAUAAUUUAAAAUUAAAAAAAAAAAUAAAUGGGAAAGAACUUUUUUUGUCUUGUGAAAAAAAUGAAAAAAAAAAUUUUAAAAAAUGUAUUAAGAAUAAAUAUUUGAAAAAUGAAGAGAAUAAUUUUAUUGAUAUUUUAGAAUAUUUAGAAGAAAAUACAUGUAAUUAUAAAUGUUAUUAUAAAAAUAUAAUUAAUACUUUACAUUUUAAUAAUGAUUUUUCCAAUGAUGAAUAUAUUGAAUAUAUUAUGCCAUUAAAUGAUACAAAAAAAGUUGGCUUAAAUGAGAAAAUUUUGAAAAAGAGAACAAAAUAA